This is a messenger RNA of Lodderomyces elongisporus, 1350 nucleotides long. RefSeq names its product dolichyl-P-Glc:Glc(2)Man(9)GlcNAc(2)-PP-dolichol alpha-1,2- glucosyltransferase (gene DIE2). Gene Ontology annotation, biological process: dolichol-linked oligosaccharide biosynthetic process; protein N-linked glycosylation. Bases 1 to 1350 code for a protein of 449 amino acids. Gene Ontology annotation, molecular function: dolichyl pyrophosphate Glc2Man9GlcNAc2 alpha-1,2-glucosyltransferase activity. The transcript has a single exon. Gene Ontology annotation, cellular component: endoplasmic reticulum. NCBI's taxonomy places the organism in Eukaryota, Fungi, Ascomycota, Pichiomycetes, Serinales, Debaryomycetaceae. The record is from RefSeq and is a predicted model, not a curated record.
AUGCAGCGACGGCUCGCAAAGGUCAAGGUAUUAUGUACACUAGCUUUCUAUUUAUUCGUAGGGUACAUUUUCCUCCUUACAACCAAGCACCUCCAAGACCCAUUCAUUGAUGAAAUAUUCCAUCUUCGACAAUGCCAAGUAUAUUGUGCAUAUAAUUUCAGCAUUUGGGACAACAAAAUCACCACGCCCCCAGGACUAUACAUCUUGGGUCUAAUCUACACAAAGCUUUUGGAAUUUAUCACCAUGACGCAUGGCUUGUGCCAAAAUGACAAUGUUUUGCGUUCCUUAAACUUAUCUGGUGGCUUACUUGCAUUGCCCUUUAUAGCAAAGAAAAUUAAGCAGUCGAAUGUGAAUCGAUUUUGGACGGUUAAUAUAAUUGCACAGCCAUUAUUGUUCACUUAUUACUCUUUGUUCUAUACUGAUGUUUGGUCGACUGUUUUAGUUUUGGGAUCAUUGGCUUUUGUCACAACUCGUUCAAAACAGCAUCCAAUAUGGAGUGCUCAGUUGGGGUUUGCGAGCCUUUGGUUAAGGCAAACAAAUAUUGUUUGGCUUGCGUUUAUUGCCACAGUCUAUAUUGAUCGACAAAUUGUCCGUGAUAGUGGAGUAUGCAAUCGAAUCAUACAAUUUGUCAAGACGACUUUUAAAAGUCACUUGCAGUUGCUUGGCUAUAUUGUCAACUUUGCAUUGUUUGCUUUAUUUAUUAAAUACAAUGGAGGCAUUACAUUUGGAGAUAAGGAUAACCACAAAGUACAGCUUCAUCUUGUACAGAUAUUUUAUUGCUUCACAUUUGUAAACUUUUUUACAUGGCCCAUUUGGUUGAGUAAGAAAACUUUGAGUUUGUAUAUUAAGUUUCUUGUUGGUAAUUAUGGUAUUAAUCUCGUUUUUAAUAUGUUAGCAUCGUGGGCGAUUUUCUACAUCAUCAAUAAUUUUACUAUUGUGCACCCCUUCUUGCUCGCUGAUAAUAGGCAUUAUACAUUUUACAUCUUUAGGAGAUUGUUGAACACCAAGUACAGUACCUACUUGGCAGUACCAGUGUACCAUUUUGUUACUUACAAUUGCGUUGCAACGAUAUACAGAGCAGGACAUCAAUUUGGUUUAUCGCCAAUACUGAUUUUGGGUUUUAUCACAGCUACGAUCUUGACCAUUACACCUUCGCCAUUAUUCGAGCCAAGAUAUUACAUUGUCCCGUUGCUCAUCUUUAGAUUGUUCAUUGCUCCUAGCACUGGAUAUGCCAAUUUAUUGGAAUUCAUUUGGUUGAACAUCAUCAAUGCAAUUACGAGUCUUGUGUUUUUCAAUUACACAUUUACGUGGUGGAGUGAGCCUGGAAAGAUACAGAGAAUUAUUUGGUAA